Lycium barbarum (goji berry) is the source of this 1182-nucleotide messenger RNA. RefSeq names its product probable CCR4-associated factor 1 homolog 11. The transcript has a single exon. Bases 280 to 1128 code for a protein of 282 amino acids. Gene Ontology annotation, molecular function: nucleic acid binding; poly(A)-specific ribonuclease activity. The record is from RefSeq and is a predicted model, not a curated record. Gene Ontology annotation, cellular component: CCR4-NOT core complex; P-body; CCR4-NOT complex. Lineage: Eukaryota; Viridiplantae; Streptophyta; Magnoliopsida; Solanales; Solanaceae.
AGCAACACUCUAAAAAUUCUUUAUUCUCUUCUCUCUCUUUUUUCCAUAUAAAAACCACUUCUCUUCACCACAACCAUCGCCAAAUCAAAGCUUUUUUUUUUUUCUUCAGAUCUGAAUUUCACUACAAACCCAUUAUUUAUUCAAGUUUUUAAGACAACCCAUCUGAAAAUCUUGAAUAAAACUGAUUUUUUUUUCUUCAGAUCUGAAUUUUACAACAAACCCAUUAUUUAUUCGAGUUUUUACAACGACCCAUCUUAAAAUCUUGAAAAAUUUCAACUCAUGGCUGUUGAAAAUAUUGAUUCGGAUCCAAACCUGAUUAAGAUCCGAGAAGUUUGGUCAGACAAUCUUGAAUCAGAAUUUGAACUUAUACGUUCUAUAAUUGAUCAAUACCCUUUUAUUUCAAUGGAUACUGAAUUUCCAGGUGUAAUUUUCAAGCCUGAAGUGGGUCCCUUUCGAAGGAAUAAGCGACACGUGGCACAGUUACCGUCAGAAUCUUACAAGUUGUUGAAGUCAAACGUUGAUGUUUUAAACAUAAUUCAAGUUGGACUAACGUUGUCAGAUUCUAAUGGUAAUUUACCUGAUUUAGGUACUGAUCAUAAGUACAUAUGGCAGAUUAAUUUUUCAGAUUUUGAUGUGGAGCGUGACAUGCACGCGCCUGAUUCGAUUGAGUUACUUAGACGUCACGGUAUUAAUUUCGAGAAAAAUAAAGAAUUUGGGGUUGAUUCUGUUUAUUUUGCUGAGUUAAUGAUGUCGUCUGGAUUAAUUUGUAAUGAAAAUGUAAGUUGGGUGACUUUCCAUAGCGCGUAUGAUUUCGCGUACCUUGUAAAGAUUCUCACGCGCCGAGAACUUCCUGAGGACUUAAUUGACUUUUUGGAGAUUCUCAGGGUGUUUUUUGGAAACAAUGUUUAUGAUGUGAAACACUUGAUGAGGUUUUGUGAGAGACUUUAUGGUGGUUUAGACCGGGUUGCGGAAGCACUUGAGGUGAACCGGGCGGUUGGAAAGUGUCAUCAGGCCGGUUCAGAUAGCUUGCUGACGUGGCAAGCCUUUAAGAAAAUGAGGGAUGUGUACUUUGUAAAAGACGGACCGGAAAAAUAUGCCGGCGUUUUGUUUGGAUUAGAAGUGUAUUAAUGAGGAAUUAGUCCUAAUUUUUUAUUGUUAGUAAAUAAAAAUUUGUUUGGUUAA